Messenger RNA from Malaclemys terrapin pileata, 1776 nucleotides. RefSeq lists its product as uncharacterized. The transcript is spliced from 8 exons. The coding region runs from base 76 to 1611 and encodes 511 amino acids. NCBI's taxonomy places the organism in Eukaryota, Metazoa, Chordata, Testudines, Emydidae. The record is from RefSeq and is a predicted model, not a curated record.
CUCGGAGGCCGGUACCGUCCGGCCCUGGGCGGUGGUUUCCGUGAGUAGCCGCCCGGCGCAGCGGCCGGCCCGGACAUGGCCUCCUUCAUCGCUCAUCCUUCCGUACGCAUCAAAGGAACAGAACACCGCUACAGCCCGGUCUUGUGCCAAGAUGACCAGUGUGCUGCCCGUAUCAAAGGGAGGCACACCCACUGUCCAUUCUGCAGCAUUUCAGAGGCUUAUCAGGACCCGUUCAUUCUCCGGGCUCACUACCGGGUCAAACACGUGGACAAGGGGCUUGACUUUGCAGGACUGAAGAUCCUGCGCUGCUGCAAUCACUGUGAGAUCGUGGGCACGAUCAAAGGGGAGAAGAAGUUCAAAGGGGCACACUGGCACUGCUACCGCUGCCGCAAUGGCUUCAACCGGCGGGAUGAGGCAGUGAAGCACUACAAAACCCACUUCCGGAACCCCCACACCACCUUCCAGAUCCAGAUCACACAGGAUGUCAACAGUCGCCAGUAUUACCAGCACAGCGCCGAAGCCCACCCCAAGGCCUAUGGCAGCCUCCAUGUCUCCACCGGAGCCAGCAUCGAUGUGAUGGCCAUAGGCUCGGUGCUGGCCCAGACCAUCCUGGCAUCAGGAUCGCCUGUCUUCUCCCCCGACAAAGGGACAGAAAACCUCUUGGACAGCCCUGUCAAGAACAGCCAUUUCAACAGCAGGAUCAUGCUGGGAGUAGAGGAGAUGGCGGGGCUCAGCACUUCCUCCUCAUCCCUUCCUACCCAUCAGACCCUGGUGCUGAUGGACCCUGAUGGAGGCAGUGGCAACAUCAUCUUUGAAGAGGGAGCCAAUUCUGUGGCAGGGCAGCCCAGUGAGGGGCUGGAUCAGAACCUGCUGGAGAAACAACUGAUUGAGCUGCACCAGCAGAACCAGCAGCUGCUGGAGGAGAAGAAGGAGAUGGAACAGAAGUUUCGGGCAGAGAUCCUGCAGUUAAAGGAACAUAUUGCCAGCAUUGUCCAAGCUAACAUCCGCAUGGCAGAGGAGCUGAAACGGUACCGAACCUCAGAUGACCUGGAGAAGAAAGUCAGCAAGAUGGUUGAACAGAUGGAGUGGCAGCACCGGGAAUUGCUGCGGAUGCAGGUGGCAGCUCUGCGGAAGGAGUUUGCCCAGAAGGAGAGUCGGCUGACAAACGGCAAAUCCACACCUCCAGCAGACGCUGCCCUGGAAACCAGGGAGCCGGCUGUGACCUCCUCCAUGCACACUCUUCUGGCCAACGCUGCCCUGGCCUCCCGGUUCACCCUGCCCAACAGUCUGGUGGGUCCCCAGGACACUGCGACACCUAGGCCGUUAGACAUUAGCACUGGGGAUGUCAUUUCCUUCACUGAGCCGCCAGAAAGCUUCCCUGGCACUGGGGGCAACAGCCUGGAAAAGCUGGAGAUCGUGGAGCUGCACCUGGACACGAAACCGAGCAUAGUGAACCAGGAAGCUGGCUCCCCACCAGCUCACGUCCAGCUCCUACCCACUGGCGAAAUGAACGAACCCAUGGGACUGCUGCCUUCACCGGGUGGAGAGAAGCGGCUGGCACAGCACAUGUUGGCAAGAGAAACCAAAGCCAAACAGCAGCGGACAGUCUGAUCCCACGCGGGGAGCUUACAACACACAAGCCCUGACAAACCUCUCUCUUCCUAAGCCAGUAGCCAAACAAACUUGCCAGUUCCGUUUUGUAGCCAGUGCUUUAAACUGAUAGUUAUACAUGGUGCUGUCAGUUAUUAAACUGCCCUUAAGUUAUACAUUUAUCCA